AUGGUUGGCAAGGUUGCUUACGAGUUAAGAUUACCUAGUGAGCUAGCUUCAAUUCACCCGGUAUUCCGUGUAUCCAUACUUAAGAAGUUCAUUGGUGUCCCCGAGUCUAUUAUUCUUAUUGAAGGUCUUGGUAUGGAUGAGAACCUCUCCUAUGAAGAUGUUCCGGUGGAAAUCCUUGAUUGGCAAGUGAAGAAGUUGAGGAAGAAAGAGGUGACCUCAGUAAAGGUUCUAUGGAGAAACCACCUAAUUGAGGCAACAACAUGGGAGGUCAAGGCCGACAUGAAGUCCCAUUAUCCUCACCUUUUUGCUAAUUAA
This is a messenger RNA of Solanum pennellii, 315 nucleotides long. RefSeq lists its product as uncharacterized. The coding region runs from base 1 to 315 and encodes 104 amino acids. The transcript has a single exon. Lineage: Eukaryota; Viridiplantae; Streptophyta; Magnoliopsida; Solanales; Solanaceae. The record is from RefSeq and is a predicted model, not a curated record.